UUCCGUAUAGACGUAUUUACGCCAAAUUCUCCGGAACCGUGGUUCCACUAUCACUUUUUUCACGUGGCCGACAUAGAACGUUUUUGAUAGCGUUUAUCCAAUGCCUGUGGUUGUGUUUCUGUUUUCCUGGGCAUUUGCGUAAUUCACUAGUUUAAGUAGAACAAAUCGAUGUAAUUCAGGUCGUAACGUUUAAUUGUAGAGUCUAGAUUUUUCUCCCACAUAAUCCUUCAAGCGGCACGAACCAAUAGAGCUUACCGAGGAUGGUAAUGGUUGGAAUUUUAUAGCUUACUCCGAUAAAUCUGAAAGUUUAAACUUCACGUUUUUUGUUGAUUCCAAGGUGUUCAAUGAAUGUGUGCGCUGCGGAAAUAGGAGACGUCGCACAUUGAACACAUGCAUACAGUUAGCUGGAAGAGUAAAAUGGGUGAGAAUGCUUGAUAAAUCUAGGCGUAGAUAGGUUUAUAUUAUUAAAAUGGGACUGAAAUAUGGUGUGAGGCUUUGGACUGGAUUUAUCUAGCUGAAAGUGGGUUACGGUGGCUGGCUGCCGGGAGCACGCUAAUCUUCAGAUUUAAUUAAUUUUUCUCGGGCCGUGAAAGCUUCAGAUCAUAAACAUUUAGGUUCCAUAAAUGUUGAUCAAGUGAGUGAACAUGGUCGAAGAAGUAUUUUCGUUAGGAUUUAGGUUUUCAUGGCGGCGCGUAUGGCGAUGACUGUUUUGGGAUUUUGCGUCAUGUACUCUUUUAAUGUUCACCAACGUUUCAAAGGUGCUUACUGUCUUCAUCAUCAGUGUUUUGUAUGUACGACCAAAUUAUUGUCAUUUCAUAGGUAUCCACCUUUUUAAAGCUGAAGUUGUGAAUGUUGAGCCACUAGAGCUUUGUUACAGUUAAGUUGCAAAAUGCAAUUGCCAUAUGUCUGCACAUCGGGCGUGAUGAUUUCGGAUGUAUUUUGGUAAGUAUGUGAGAUGUUACGUUUUAUAACUGGCAUGUUACUUUUUGUGUGUUCUUUCUUGUUAUGGUCACGGCUUCGUAUGAUUGCCUUUUGUUUGUGUGUCUUUAUACUUAUCUGUUAGAUCGACGUAUCUUAUUUUAUUAUGUUACAUGUUUACUAUUUGUGACCUAAAUAAUUAGAAUGAACGAGAAGAAGGCGACAACUGGUGGGUAACAGAUUAGCUACUGAUGCUCACAUUACUUUUUAAAAUGCGUUUUUUGCCUGUGGUUUAUGAUGUGGUCAAUGCGCCCCCCCCCCAAACGUUGAUGGCAAACAUUCACGAUAACAAAAUAUUUAUUGCUAAAAUCGUACCUUUUCUGUAUUAAUUCGUUGUAUUAAAUUUGCUUUGUUUAUUGGCAGGGUUUUAUUGAAGCGGAUAGAAUUUCCAGUGAGGUAGAAGUUUACAGAAACGAUCCGUUACUUGGAUACCGGUCCCAAUUAAGUAACGGAAGUAACGAAGAUACCUGUGUUCCUCACUCCUGACAGACAUCGCUUUUCAUUUACUUGAUUGAGUUGGCAUCAAGAUAAUGGCGGUAGUUAACAUGACUUCCGCGUAGCAAGAUUCUGCAGGUAACUUGAAGCUAUUGCGAUGGGUUGCUUCGGAAGCAAAGACAAACUUUCGAGAGAGGAUAUGGAGUUCCUCAAAUCCCAUACCAGAUACGAUGAAGCAACAAUCAAAGAAUGGUACAAGGGAUUUAAGCAAGAUUGCCCUAAUGGAAAGUUAACACCGACCAAGUUUGUCGACAUGUAUAAGAUGUUCUUCCCCAACGGAAAUGCUGAGGAAUUCUGCGACCAUGUCUUCCGGACAUUCGACAUGGAUAAGAAUGGCUACAUAGAUUUCAAGGAGUUUUUGUUGGCCAUAGAUGUGACAUCCUCGGGUUCACCAGAAGAGAAACUGAAAUGGGCAUUUCGCAUGUAUGACGUGGAUGGUAAUGGGGUAAUAGACAUUGAAGAAAUGACGAAAAUAGUUCAGGCAAUCUAUGAUAUGCUGGGUGCCUGCUCAGCAAACCGGCCGGCAGACUCGGCUGAAGAGCGAGCCAAAAACAUUUUUGCCAAAAUGGACGAGAACAACGAUGGUCAGUUGACUCAGGAAGAGUUCCUCAAGGGUUGCCUGCAAGAUGAUGAACUCUCCAGAAUGCUUGCACCAUAAUAAGUGAAAAUCAAAACUCCAAAAUACUACAAGACAUUCUCAUCAUAUAAAUGUCUUCUCGUUUUAUGAUCUUAAGUAUUAAAAUUAUGAAAUUCCGUUGUUGAUAGAGCAUUCCAGAUGCUGCAUCCGGUGGGCAGUGACCAGAACAUUGCGUUCUGACAGAAAAGAGAAACGGGUGGCACAUUGAAACAUCGUGAUGAAGGCUUCAUAACCCACAUUCCAUAAUGUAAUCAAAUCAUCAAUACAACAGAAUGUUUUAUCUCGUUUCAAGAACAAUGCUGAAGUAAACAUUCCAGUUUGUGAUAUUUAGUUUUGACUAUAUGCAUGUUUAAAAUGGUCAAUUUACAGGCGUAACUGCUGCAUUAAUCAGUUGGCUUAUGGAUGUGAUUUGUCGAUAUCUGGAUUAUUUUAUGUUGAUAAUAUUACACGUUAGGCUUGUUUAAAAUAUGUAUGGAAUCCAUGCACACAACUUUUAAACAGUUUUCUUAUGCUAUUUAGACAGUUUUCCUUUAAUUUCAUCUCGCAGCAAACAGAAACAGGAUUGAUUGAGGAAAUAAGGUUCCUAAUGUAGUACUGAAUACGUAUUAACUAAUUUCGUACCAUCUUGAGUAUCUCAUUUACUUAAAUGAUAAUUCUGCCAUAAAACGAAACUUCACAUGCAGAUAAUAUCCUUCACCUUUUGCACGCCAUCAAUUACAGAAUAGUUUGCUCAUAAGAAAAUAGCUUCCAUGUGUUUUUAGGGUAAUAGAUUGGAGGAAGACUGAAAAAAGGUGUUAAGUGAACCUGUAACACCAGCUUGGAUAUUUCAGGAUAAAUUGGUGGACGUAUUGAUGUGCAUCAUACCUAAUAGUUCGCAAUACCUCAGAGCAGUGGUCCCCAACCUUUUUGUGCCUAUGGGCACAUUUGAGAGUUUAUGAGAUCGUGGCGGGCACCAACCAAUUAACAAAGCCAAAUUUUCUUUUCUCUGGACAAAUAAGAUAUGGACA
Molecule: messenger RNA, 3117 nt
Organism: Zootermopsis nevadensis
Lineage: Eukaryota; Metazoa; Arthropoda; Insecta; Blattodea; Termopsidae
Source: RefSeq, a predicted model, not a curated record